GGGUUUCGUCGUCGUCGUCGUCGUCGUCGUCGUCGGCUUCCUCCUCCUCCUCACAAGAGGUUCUCCAAUGGCGGAAGCGAUAUCGAGGUACUUAAGGGAUGGAUCCCUGGAAGGCGAGCACGCCCCUGCCCUAACCAUCGAGGACUCCCUCCGCAGCCCCCUCGGAUCCCACGCGUUCCACCACUUCCUCACCGCUCUCCUCUCCCACAUCACCAAUGGAAGAUCCCAAGCCAGUGGCCUUGUGUUGGUGGCGUUGAACCGGAGCCCCUCGUUCUACUUUGAUUUGUUGAAAAGGAGCGGUUUUGAUGCGUCUCUAGUGGACAAGUCGGUUCGUGUAUUGGAUUGCUACUCGGAUCCGCUUGGGUGGAAGGAUCUCAUUUCGCGGAGUGAGACUGAUAGAAAGAGGCCCAUUGGAAGGGCUUCUGUUACUGGUUUUAAGAAUGUGAAAAACAUUGAUAAGUUAUUGUCCUCAGUUCUCGAUUUAGGAAAAGGAUUCGCUGGACAAGGCAAGUCCAAGUUUGCCGUUGCCGUUGAUUCGGUCAGUAUUAUGUUAAGGCAUUCUUCAUUACCAUCAGUUACAGGCCUGCUCAGUAAUCUUCGCAGCCACGAUCAAAUUUCAUCUAUCUUUUGGUUAAUACACUCAGACCUUCAUGAAAUGAGGGUUUCUACAGCACUUGAAUACAUCUCUUCAAUGGUGGCGAGUAUAGAGCCAGUAGUCUUAUCUACUAAUAAUGGACAUGGAAGUGCUGGCAAUUUGCUUUCUCUUGAGCAAAACCUUUGCAAAGCUAAGUUUCAUGUUCGCCUGAAGCAGCGCAACGGAAGAGUGAAGCUACUUCAAGAAGAGUUACAUAUUGAGCAAAAUGGCAUAAAAUUUGCUUCUGUGACUUCCGUGAGUACAGCGGUGAACCAAAGUCUUUUGCCUAAGGUCCAGUUUAACCUCCAGCUUUCAGAUAAGGAGCUGAUUGACAGGGCAAAUGUUGUUCUCCCUUUCGAGCAUCAAGGAAAUGGUGAGAAUAUACAAAUUUAUGAUGGCCGGCGGUCCCUUCCAGAGAACCAAAGGGAUGAUACAAAAGCUGCUCCAGGGUCAGAAAAGGGUGGUCAAAUCCAUUAUAUCCGUGAUUCGGACGAUGAGCGACCCGAUUCAGAUGAAGAUCCAGACGACGAUCUUGACAUUUGAGCGAUUUAAAGCUGGUUUUUCCUCCACCCUGGCAGCUCAAUGUUGGCCCUAUCAACUUCAGUUUGAUUGUUCUCGCAACUAUGAUGAAAUGGAGAUGGCCAUGAGCAAGCAUUACGAGGGCGAAUCCACGGUUUUCGUUUCGAGAGGUGUGAAAUAUCUCGAUUUAAUCCCCGCGUCGACCCCCUCCUCCUGAGUGGUACAUGACCCAGAGUUCUCUCUAUGUGAACACAAAUUGCACUAGCAAAUUUGUAAGUUUUGUUUUGCUGGGGUAUUAUACAUACAUAUCCAAUAUGUCUCGAGUGUUAGUUGUAUGAUGCCUUGAUCUAAUAAUAUGUAAUAUAGUUCUUUUAUCUUA
This is a messenger RNA of Ananas comosus (pineapple), 1532 nucleotides long. Its product is annotated as elongator complex protein 5. The transcript has 9 exons. The record is from RefSeq and is a predicted model, not a curated record. Gene Ontology annotation, molecular function: tRNA binding. Gene Ontology annotation, biological process: tRNA wobble uridine modification. Bases 68 to 1177 code for a protein of 369 amino acids. NCBI's taxonomy places the organism in Eukaryota, Viridiplantae, Streptophyta, Magnoliopsida, Poales, Bromeliaceae. Gene Ontology annotation, cellular component: nucleus; cytosol; elongator holoenzyme complex.